GACCAACAUUUCGGUCGCACACCCAACGUCGACCGGCUUUGUCGCUACCACAGUUGUCGUUCGAGUGUCCGCUGAACGAACGGUGAACUCUGAUCUUUGGAGUAUAGGUGUAGUGUUGACUGAUAGUGUGUUUUUAGCCAUACAAUUGCAAGUGUAUUGCUAACAAGUAUUACUAUCGACGGUGUGUGGCGAAUUCCUCGGAAUUACCUAACGGCUGUUCGCCUGACAGCGAGGGAAGGCGGAUCGUCGUUGCUAUCGGGAGGAAUGAGCCCCGUACAUUACCGUUCCCGCACUCACCGAUGAUCUCAAGAGACCAUGUAUAUAGACAGUCUACCGCUCGUGGUUUGGACGCUCUUAGUCACAACGACACAUGUAGCGACACAAAGCCAGUAUGGAAUAGGCUUAGGAAUAAAACGAGAAGUAUUUUUCUUAAAUUUAGAAGACGGCUACUUUGGUUGUCAAGUUAACGAAUCAACACAAAUUUUGCAAUUAUAUGAACUAUCGAAACUAUGCGACGGUGUUACGGAUUGUUACAAAGGCUCUGAUGAGUUGAAGUCGGAGUUAAAAUGUUCAGACGAUUGUACCAAAGAAGAUGGCGCCCAGUGUGUGAACGGUGCCUGUCUAAACGGUGUGUGCCAUUGUAAUGACGGUUUCGGCGGCUGCAACUGCCAAGACCCUGAUAUAAAUGAAUGCAAAGACAGGCCCUGUGAUGUUUUUGCACACUGUACAAACACCGUCGGCAGUUUUCAAUGUUCUUGCUUUCCCGGUUAUGAGGGCGACGGUUUUACUUGCAGAGAUAUAAACGAAUGUGAAGACCCGGCUAUAGCAUCUCGUUGUGUUGAAAACGCGGAAUGCUGUAAUCUGCCAGCUCACUUUAUCUGCAAAUGCAACCGUGGCUUUGAAGGCGACGGCGAAGAAGAAUGCAGAGAUAUCGAUGAAUGUCGUCGACCUGGUGCUUGUGGAACGCAUGCAAUUUGUCGUAAUUAUCCUGGAAACUACACGUGCUCAUGUCAAGCCGGCUACACUGGGAAUCCAUUCGAUGGUUGCGUUGAUGUUGAUGAAUGCAUCAAUGAAUCAACGUGUGGCGAAGGGGCCAUUUGUCGCAACAUAGACGGCGGCUACGAGUGCAGCUGUCCACCUGGCUACGAAGGCGAUCCACGCGUCGCAUGUCAUGAUCAUGACGAGUGCGCUCGCGCUGCCUGCGGUCGCGGCGCUUUGUGUGAAAAUCUUCCGGGAGCAUACCGCUGCGUCUGCCCGCCAGGUUUUGAUGGAAACCCCGAUGUUCUCUGUUCCGACGUGGAUGAAUGUAAGAGUAGCGAGACUGUGUGCGGUGCACAUGCUGUCUGCACGAACACGGCAGGCAGCUAUGUGUGCACUUGCGCGCCUGAAUACACCGGAGACGCAUACGCGCAAGAUGGUUGCCUGGACUUGGACGAAUGUCAGACGCUAGAGAAGCCGUGUGGAACAAAUGCUAUUUGUGAAAACUCUGCGCCAGGCUACAAUUGCGUCUGUCCUCAAGGAUUCGCAGCACAACCAGACCCUCAAAUUGCAUGUGAACAGGUUGACGUCAAUAUUCUGUGCAAAUCAAACUUUGAUUGCACUAAUAAUGCCGAGUGUAUUGAUCAUCAAUGUUUCUGCAAGGAAGGCUUCGAUGCCAAGGGCUCCAUCUGCGAAGACGUUGAUGAGUGUUCAAAUAAUAAAUCAGUAUGCGGCGAAAAUGCUUUAUGUAUUAAUAUUCCCGGGGGCUACAAUUGCCAAUGUGCUGCGGGAUUUGUUGGAUCUCCGCCAAAGAUUGGAUGUCGUGCCCCUUGUGAAGAUGUUAAAUGUGGAAAACAUGCUUAUUGUAAGCCUGAUGGAAUCGAGGCGUAUUGUGUUUGUGAAGAUGGAUGGACAUUUAAUCCCCAUGAUAUAGCAGCUGGUUGUAUUGAUUUAGACGAAUGCGACAUAUCACUGGGUCCAGUAGGCCGCUGUGGAAAAAAUGCCAUUUGCUCAAACACUCCUGGAAGUUUUUCAUGUAAUUGUCCCGAAGGAUAUACUGGUGAUGCAUACAAACAGUGUUCAGAUAUUGAUGAAUGUCAAUUAGAAGGAGCAUGUGGCUUAGGAGCCGAUUGUUUGAAUCGAGAUGGAUCUUAUAGUUGCGAAUGUCCCGACGGCACUAUACCAGAUCCAGACCCACACAUACGAUGCGCUGAAAUUCUUGCUUGCAAAGGAGACAAGGACUGUCCUGGAAAUGCAGUAUGUGAUUCUAAUGCUAGGUGUUUGUGCCCCGAGCCCAAUAUCGGAAAUGAUUGCCGACAUCCUUGUGAAUCUCUGCAAUGUGGCACUAAUUCAGAGUGCUUAUUAAGUGAUCAAGAAGCCCAAUGUACUUGUAAGAGUGGAUUCACAGGUGAUCCAUCUUCACUACUAGGGUGUCAAGAUAUGAAUGAGUGUGAUGAAAAACCAUGCGGCGUAGGUGCUGUCUGUAAAAAUCUACCAGGACGUUUUCAAUGUGAAUGUCCUGCGACGUUCACUGGAAAUCCAUAUGUUGAAGGAUGUAAUCCUGGUAAAAUACUAAGCGAGUGUAGCAACUUAAAUCCUUGUCCAGAAGGUGAACAAUGUAUUUUACAUGAUGGUGGAAAUGUUUGUAUUUGCCCUCAAGGAUUCACACGUAAUUCUGAAACUGGAUUGUGUGAAGAUAUUAACGAAUGUGUUCAACACGGACGUUCUCCAUGUGGUUUAAAUGCUAUUUGUAAAAAUCUACCUGGAAGCUAUGAAUGUAAAUGUCCUCAGGAUUAUAGUGGUAACCCAUAUAAAAUUUGCGAGCUUUGUGAUGACAUUUCAUGCCAGUGUCAACCACCAUAUAAAAUGAUAGACGGAAGCUGUGUCCUUUCUGGUUGCGGUAAAGAUAAUAAAUGUGGUACAGGCGCAGAAUGCAUUGUAAUUUCUGAUGAAGUUAGUUAUUGUGCAUGUCCAGCCGGUUACACGCAGACCAGUGACAGUACUUGUGAAGACAUUAAUGAAUGCACCUCAGGCACACCUGUAUGUGGAUUUGGGGCAGAAUGUAUAAAUACCGUGGGCUCUUUUGAAUGUAAAUGUCCUCCCGGAUAUAGUAAAGACAAGAUCGAAGGACACUGUUCAUUAAACCAAAAACGAUGCAUUAGUGAUUCCGAUUGUUUCCCUAACGAAAAAUGCGUUCAACCAGGUAAAUGUAUGUGCCCUCCGCCGUUUUAUUUAGAUGUCACAGAUGGGCAAAAGUGCAAAAGUCCUUGCGAACGUUUUACUUGUGGUAUUAACGCUAAAUGCACUCCAAGUGAUCCACCGCGUUGCAUGUGUAUGGCUGGUUAUGAAGGCGAUCCUUACACCGGUUGCACGAAAAGAAACGAAUGUCACAGUUCUCCUUGCGCAUACGGAGCUAUUUGUCAUGAUCAAAAAGGUGGUUAUAAAUGCGAUUGUCCACCGAAUAUGAUCGGAGAUCCAUACAGGAGUGGAUGUGUAUUUAAAGAGGAACCAACACAAAAACAUUUAUGUAGCUCUGAUGAUCAAUGCCCUAAUACAUUAGCAUGCUUAAAUCAUACAUGCAUCUCACCAUGUGCCACCAUUUCUUGUGGACCAAAUGCAUUUUGUGAAGUUGAAAAUCAUGCAGCAUGGUGUCGAUGCGAUCCAGGUUACACCAAACCUGAAGGUGGAAAAUGUAUUUCAGCAUGUGACACAUAUAAUUGUGCCCCAGGAGCUCAGUGUAUUAUUUCGAAAACGGGACCGACAUGUGUUUGCGUUGAGGGCUUUGUAGGAAAUCCGUUUCCUGGUGGUUCGUGCAGUAGAGACCAGUGUGGACCAGGGAUUCCAUGUGAAGAUCCUUUGACCUGUGUGGCUGGACGUUGCAGACAACGAUGUGAGGGAGUUCUUUGUGGUGUUGGCGCGACUUGUGACUCUCAAACCGGUAGAUGUGUUUGUAAUCCAUUCUUCAUUGGAAAUCCGGAUUUGUUGUGCAUGCCACCUGUCUCUCCACCAGCUUGUGAACCCAAUUGUGGAACCAAUGCACAUUGCGUAUAUGGAAAAGACAACAUUUGCAAAUGCAAUAAAGGUUUCACAGGAAAUCCGUAUAAAAAGUGUUUAUCACGUAAACAAAUAACAUGCGCCACAGCCUCCUGCGGUCGAAAUGCUGUGUGUCAACAAACGAAAUCUUCCAUAGAAUGUUUAUGUCCACCAGGUUAUGUAGGGAAUCCUAAUAUUCAAUGUAAGGAUAUAGAUGAAUGUGGUACAAAUCCAUGUGGCGAGAACGCACUUUGUAUUAAUACGCCAGGAAGUUUUAGUUGUAUAUGUAGGAGCAGAUACGUCGGUAACCCAUAUGAAUUGUGCUCACAAGUUUCAGUUGCAAAAUGCACUGAUGGCGCUGUGUGUACUUGUUCACAUAAUACUACAUGCCCCCAUGGAUUUGUUUGUGACAAAUCUAAGUGUGUUGAUCUUUGCGAGAAACUUGCGUGCGGACCUAAAUCUGUUUGCGAAGAAGGCGUAUGUUACUGUUUACCAAGUCAUACUGGAGAUCCCAAUGACCUACGAAAAGGCUGCGUACCCGAUGAUAGCUGCCUAGUUGACGGAGAUUGCAAAGAUUCGGAAAUCUGUUUUCAAGUAGCAAAAAACACUCGCAAAUGUGUUGACUCAUGUAGUAAAUUACAAUGUGGACCAAAUUCACUUUGUAUUGGUGCCAACCAUCAAGCCCAUUGCAUUUGUGCAGAUGGAUACAUUGGAAAACCCACAGACGUUAAGGUUGGCUGUCAUUUAGAACAAAGAGAGCCAAAUGAAUUCGAAUGUAAUGACAAUAGCGAUUGCAACGAGCCUUUUGUUUGUAUGUCACUAGAAGGAUCUACGAAAAGAUGCACAGACUUAUGUACCACCAUAGCUUGUAGUGCAAAUGAAGUUUGCAAAGUAGUUGCGGAAAGCGCUCGUUGUGAGUGUGAUAAUGGUUUUCGAUGGAAUCCUGUUACCUCGAAUUGCGAACAACCUUCAACGCCAAAUUGUCAAGAAGAUGAUGAUUGCGAUGAUAAUAAAUCGUGUAAUAAAGAUGUUCUAGGUGUCAAAAAAUGUGAGGAUAGCUGCUCUGUUUUCAAUUGUCCUGAAAAUUCUAAAUGUGUAACAAAAAAUCAUAAAAGUAAAUGUGAAUGUAUUAAUGGAUUUAUCGGAAAUCCUAAUGAUCGUGAUGGCUGUUUAGCGAUAGAUAAAAACGAGUGCUCAGAUGACGCACAGUGCAGAGAAAGCGAAGUGUGUAGGACCUUUGGUGGUAAUAAAAAGUGUGUAUCGGCAUGUCAAAACGUCGUGUGUGGUCCUAAUGCUUUUUGUAUUACUAAAAAUCAUAUUGCCAGAUGCCAAUGUCCGUCUGGACCAUUUACUGGGAGUCCUGAUGAUUUAGAAAAAGGAUGCCAAUCUGUACCAUGUGUACAUAAUGAUGAUUGCUUGUCGCACCAAUUGUGUAACCGUAUGACAUACACAUGCAUCAAUGCUUGUACUGAAAAUUCUUGUGGUGAUAAUGCAGUGUGUAUAGCAGAAAAUCAUAAAAUUAUUUGCCAAUGUCCUAAUGGUUACAGUCCAGAUCCGAAACCUGAAGUAAGCUGCCAAAAAGACGAUGCUUGUAAUUCAAAUCCUUGUCACCCGUCAGCGAUUUGCGAGCCCAGCUUCUCUUCCUUUAGUUGUCAGUGCCCUAAUGGAUAUGUAGGUGAUCCAAUUAAAGACGGCUGUCGAAAACAAGAUAUUUGUCUCAGAGAUGGUGACUGUCCCAGAGAAGCUGUCUGUGUCGAAAAUCGCUGCGUCAAUACUUGUGAUGGAGCUUGCGGGCUCAAUUCAUUAUGUCAAAUUAUCAAUAGAAAGGCCGUUUGUAUGUGUCCAGAGGGAUAUGAAAAAAUACAAGGCAAUGCAUGUAAAAAGAAGUUGUUGGCAUGCUCGAGUGAAAAAGAUUGCGGCGGAGACAUUUGUAACAAUGACCAAUGUUUUACGGCUUGUAAGAACUCAAGUCAGUGUGAAUUUGGAGAUAUAUGCAAAAAUAACCUUUGCGUUGCUCAAUGUAAUAAGCAUACACAAUGUGGACAUGGCCAGGCAUGCAUUGGCGGACAGUGUUUAAUUGGUUGUAGAAAUAAUGAAGAUUGUUUUUCCGAAGAAGCGUGUGUAAACAACAAGUGUGUGAAUCCCUGUCUGACAACAAAACCAUGUGGUCCAAACGCUAUUUGUUCCAGAAUAAACCACAGUACAAAUUGUGAAUGCCCUCUAGGUUUUCAAGGUGCACCGACACCUCAACAAGGCUGCGUCCGAAAACCAAGUGUCUGUGACAGAACAUCUGAUUGCCCACCGGAUCAUAUGUGCAUAGGGCUUUUGUGUCAAGUACCAUGCAAAGACAGCACUGGUUGUGCUAUUGGAGAAAAAUGUAGUGACAAUAAAUGUUUAAGGAUUUGUCAUUCGAGUACUAAUUGCUUACACGGGGAACACUGCAAUGCGGGCGUAUGUGUACCGGGUUGUAAAUCAGAUUUAGAUUGCCUGAACAAUCUAGUGUGCAAUAACAUGAAAUGUCAAUGUACAGCUGGAUUCGAACUACGGAACGAAGAAUGUACUAAUUUAAACGAAUGUUUGGAAUAUCCAUGUCAUCCAUCAGCUCAAUGUGUUGAUACGCCAGGAUCUUAUAAAUGUGUCUGCUCAGUAGGAGCUGCUGGUGAUCCUUACAGAAGCGGUUGUUUACUGCCUAAUCAAUGCAGAAAUGAUGAACAGUGUGACAAUUCAUUAGCUUGUAUACAAGGAAAAUGUUCAAAUCCCUGUCAAAACAACACUUGCGGCACAAAUGCAGAAUGUUCUGUUAUGAAUCACAAUAUAAUGUGUGCUUGCAAAAAAGGAUAUCUCGGAAAUCCAUUUGACAAAAACAUAGGAUGCUUUAAGGUGGAAUGCGUGGAUGAUUCAGACUGCAAUACUGAAAAAUAUUGUGAUUUAAAAUUCAAUAAAUGUUCAGACGUAUGCGAACCGUCAAUCUGCGAUGGUGGCAACUGUAAAAUAGAGAAUCAUAAAAUGCUGUGUACCUGUCCAACAGGAUAUUUGUUCAAAGAUAAAAAAUGCGUAGACUUAAAUGAAUGUCUUAGCAGCCCAUGUCCGCUAAAUUCGAAGUGUUUUAAUACACUCGGAUCUUACAAAUGCGAAUGUGUAAAUGGAACAGUACAAGAUACAAUCACGGGCAGCUGUAAGCUUCCAGGAGAUUGUGUUACUGAUGACGAUUGUACUCAAGUAACAAAAUGCUUCAACAACCAUUGUGUCAAUCCUUGCGAAAAAUUGUCACCUUGUGGCGAAAAUGCUAAUUGUCUUGUAACAAAACAUAAAGCUGAAUGUGAGUGUCCGUCUGAUAGUCAAGGUGAUCCCUACAAGAAAUGCAUUAAGUUUGAAUGCACAAAAGACAACCACUGCCCACAAGAGGAGGCGUGCGUUAAUAACAAAUGCAAAAAUGCAUGCAGUUUGCCAAGGGCAUGUGGUCGAAAUGCGGAUUGUUUCUCCAAAAGUCACGUUGGGAACUGUAUCUGCUCGCCUGGUUAUACCGGGGAUCCUGUUCUUGGCUGUGUUCCAAUUCAAUACUGUACUACUGAUGACAGAUGCUCUUCAGGAACAAAAUGCGUGGAUAAUUUAUGCGUUGGCCUGUGUAAAAACUCCAGAGACUGUUUGAACAACCAAGUUUGUAUAAAAAAUACAUGUCGAGUAAGUUGCAGUCUCAACGAUACUUGUCCAGAAUUUCAAUAUUGUUUAAAUAGUAUAUGUACCAAAGAAGUUCAGUGCAUAUCUAACGAUGAUUGUCUGGAUGACGAAAAGUGUUCGACGGGGAAAAAUGGAAUACCACAAUGUAUUAAAGUUUGCGAUAAACAUCCAUGCGGCCGACAGGCUGAAUGUGUUGGAAAAAAUCAUCAACCCACUUGUUCUUGCGCUUUAGGAUUCUUCGGUGAUCCGUUGGAAGGAUGCCAACGUAAAGAAUGCGACACGGAUACAGAAUGCUCUGAAGAUAAAGUAUGUGAUCGUAACAUGUGUAAAAUAGCCUGUCUAGUUAAAAACGAAUGCCGCGAAAAUUCUAUUUGUUCAUCAGAGAAGCAUAAAAAUGUAUGCUAUUGUCAACCUGGCUAUACCGGUGAUCCAAUAAAAGGUUGUACAGAAAUAAAUUGGUGUAAAUUAAGCCCUUGUGCAAAUGGAGCGGAAUGUAAAAGUGCGCGAGACCGGGCAGAAUGUACAUGUCCAGCAAAUACUGUGGGAAAUCCGUACGAAGAAGGAUGUCGGAAGGCUGAAGAGUGUAGGUUUAACCGAGAUUGUCCAACUGCUGCACGUUGUACCGUUAUCGAUGGUACAAGGAAGUGUAUAGAUGCCUGUGAAAAUGUAAAAUGUGGAUUAAAUGCAGAAUGUUUCGCUUCGAGACAUAGCGCUCAGUGCAGAUGUAAAACUGGAUUCAUAGGAAACGCUAAUAGUGAGAAAGGAUGUCACCUACGUGAAAUAUCGUGCACUUCUAGAUCAAAUUGUCCCGAUGAUCAGUAUUGCCACAGGGGAAUUUGCAAAGCUUUAUGCCUCCUGGACGAAGAAUGUGCAUCCAACGAGAAAUGCUUCGGCGGACAGUGCCUUAAUCCAUGUCAGUUAGAAAAAACUUGUGGCUUAAAUGCUAUAUGUCGGACUGAUAACCACAUUGUUCAAUGCAGCUGUCCUCAAAGUUUUACAGGAAAUCAAGACAUGGAAUGCAUUCGAAUUCCGAGAUUGUGCGGUUCAGCUGGUGAUUGUGAAAAUGGCCACAUGUGCAAAGAUUCCAUGUGCAUUCCUCGAUGUAAUAUCGAUGAAGAAUGUGCUUUGAACGAAAGGUGCACGAAAGGUGGAUGUUUAUUGACUUGUCGGGUUGAUAAUGAUUGUUUCCCAGGACACAUUUGUCUAGAACAAAGUUGUCAAUAUGGCUGUAGAUACGACGAUGAUUGUGGGCCUGAAGAAUUUUGCAAGAAUGAUGUUUGCAAAAAUCCUUGUGACAGUGAUGUGAAUCCUUGUGGACCAAAUGCUGUAUGUUCAGUCUUGGAGAGAAUAGCACAUUGUUCGUGUAUUGAGGGCUUGAUACCGAAUCCAACGCCAAAUAUUGGUUGUAUCCGUGCUCCGUCAUCAGAGUGUCGUCAAAACACUGAUUGUACUGACGGAUGGACAUGUGAGGACAGCCGAUGCAGACCUGCAUGCACAGCCGAUGGCUCACAAUGCUUGCAAGGAGAAAGGUGCGACGAAGGUGUCUGUCGUUACGCGUGUACCUCAGAUGAACAUUGUUCCGAUGAUGAAAUAUGUGACGGACGCUCAUGCACCAUAGGGUGCAGAUCGAAUUCACAUUGUUCAAGUAAAUUAGCUUGUAUAUCAGGACAGUGUCGAGACCCGUGCACCGAACCAGCGAGUUGCGGAAUUAAUGCGAUCUGUGCCACGAAAGAUCAUCAACCUGUUUGUACAUGUCCACUAAAGUUAGCAGGUGACCCUAAGUUAGUGUGCUCGCGAGUCACCACUUCUUGUGGCUCUAAUCAAAACUGUCCAGAUGGUUUUAGUUGUUAUGGAGAUACAUGCCAUCCGUCCUGCAGGAGCGAUAAUGUCUGUUUGUCUAACGAAAAAUGUAUACGAGGUAUCUGCAGAACAAUUUGUAAUAGUGACACUGCCUGUAGUGAGGGUUACAUUUGCGAGAAUCGGAUUUGUAAGCAGGGCUGUCGCGAUGAUAAUGCGUGCGAAGAAACACAUGCGUGUGUCAAAGGACAAUGCAAAGAUCCAUGUAGUCAAGGUGCAUGUGGAAUUUGUUCGGAAUGUAAAGUUCAGAAUCAUCGUCCUCAGUGCAGCUGUGCCAGCAACUAUACAGGCAACCCCCUUGUAGAGUGCCGAAGGAAAAAGACUUUGUGUGAUGGUUUUUGUCCGUGCGAUCAGAGUGGUUAUUGUAUUUCGUUAUGCGAUGAGAACUCGGACUGCCCUUGCGGUGAUAAAUGUAUCGAAGGAGGAUGCCUGACUCGAUGCUCUCCUAGAAAUAAAUGUCCAGAGAGACAAAUUUGUCAGCAAGGCGUUUGUACUCCUGGUUGUAACAACGACAAAGAUUGCAGCGAUGAUAUGUUUUGUUCUUCAAAUUUAUGCGUGAAUGCAUGCCAAGAGAAGUCUUGCGGUAUAAAUGCUCUUUGCCUUACUACAAGACAUCGUGCUGUCUGCAGCUGUCCAAGUGGAUAUUCCGGUGAUCCUUUAAAAGAAUGUAAUCAAUUCGAAUGCCAGAAUAACGAAGACUGUGGCACCGAUGAAGAGUGUUACACCGACGGCAAAUGUAAAAAUGUGUGUUCAGGGGCUUGUGGGCUCAACGCUUUAUGUCGCUCAGUCGACCGAUCACCGCAGUGUUCAUGUCCGCCUAAUUAUCAAGGUAACCCACAAAUUGAGUGUACUAAACCAACAACAGGCAGCUGUCUACGUAAUCCGUGCGGCGUAAAUGCAAGAUGUCGCGACCUGGACGACGGUAGUUAUGAAUGUACAUGUCCACCGAAUUGUGCUGGAAAUCCACAGAGACAAUGUUUUUGUGGCAAAAUGGAGCCGUGUGCAUACAAACCGUGCGGUACUAAUGCGCAAUGUCGAGUGAAUCGUAUCGGCGAAGCACAAUGCUAUUGUCCCCGUAACUAUCCAAAUGGAGAUCCCAAUAUUGAAUGUGCCCAAGAACGCAGUGUGAUUGAUUGUCGAACUACGGGCUGUGGAGUUAAUGGUGAAUGUUUAAGGGAAGGUGCGGAAUUUGUGUGUCGCUGCGUACCUGGAACCGAAGGUCAAGCCGAUAUCGAAUGUCAUACUAGUAUCGAAUGCACGAGUGACGUGGAAUGCCCUGUCGAUAAAGUGUGUCUGAGCUUACACUGUGUGGACCCGUGCACGCUGCGAGGCGCCUGUGGGGAAGAUGCUCUUUGUGCACCACUGAUGCACAUGGCUCAAUGCUCGUGUCCGCAAUGUUAUGUCGGCCAGCCAAGGAUCUCUUGUAGACUCGAUCCCAACUGCAAACCAACAACAGACUACAACUCAACAUUCAGUUGUUCCGAAGAUAAACCUUGUCCACCAAAACUAGCCUGUGAUCUCAACAAUAAUCAAUGCCGAAAUCCUUGUCUCGGUUAUCAAAAUUGUAAGCUAAAUCAAAAAUGUGAAGUAAGAGAUCAUAAGCCUGUAUGUGUAUGUCGUAAUGGAUUCGCCCUAAAUGAAAAAGGUGAGCUAACAUGUGCCCCAGAGCACGCAGAAUGUACAAGAGAUGACCAAUGUCCAUCAAAUGCGGCCUGCCGUGAUUACAAAUGUGUGAAUCCUUGUUUGACAUCAAAAGAACCAAUUUGUCCAAAAGGGAAACAGUGCGAAGUACUUGAUCAUCGUGCCAUGUGUUUAUGUGUACAAGACUGUAAUCCAUCCGUAUCGAUAUGUCGGACAGACAAAGGGUGUCCAAACAAUUUAGCUUGCAGAGAUUAUCAAUGCAAGGAUCCAUGUAAUGGUGCUUGCGGAGGUGCUCCGUGCACUGUAGAAGACCACCACCCUGUAUGCAAGUUCUGUCCACAUGGGUUCACACAUGACGAAAAACAUGGCUGUAUCAAAGCUGUAGAAUGCAGCGAUCACGAGCAGUGUCCCAGCAAUAUGGCGUGCAUGGCUGAUCGUUGCGCCGACCCUUGUUCUCAAGGUGGACCUUGCACUCCUGGGCAGUCUUGCACUGUUUUAAAUCAUCAGCCAGUAUGUUCUAAAGUUUGUCAGUGUCAAACCUCAUCGGAUUGUGCCAGCUAUUCAAAUUCUGUCUGCGACGGCUGUAAUUGUGUUCUGGGCGAUAAACCAAAGACGAACUGCGCUCAUUGCAGACCAGGUGUUCCUUGCGAUCCCUUCUCUGGAGCUUGUAUGGAAAAUGAUCAACCUAAAAAUGUCCCACUAACUGAUGUCACAAGUACUACAACGAGCGAAGACACGGAAACCUCUACAAAAGAUGAUUCUUUAAAUUAUCUUACGUACUCGACUAAUAUUGACGACGAACAAAUUGAUACGACAUCAUCCGACUUAAAACUGUCUACGGACUAUCACAAUAUUAUUACUGAAAAACCAUCUACAUUACAUAUUGACGAUAUAGCAACCAAAAGUACACUCGCCGAUGAUUUAUCUACAACGGCUUCGUUUGAUGAAACUUAUCUCACAAAAAGUAUAACACGGUCAGGAUUAAACGCUACGGCUGAUACUAACAUUUCCUUAUUCAAUUACACAUCCACAAAGUUCCAUACUACUGAUAGUUUGUUAACUGACAUCUACGAUUUUCAAAAUGUUACCGAAGCUGAUCAAAAGAGCUACGCAACAAUACCAAUAAAUACCGAAAAAAUAUACGACAGUGAAAAACCUGCGUUUACUACACAAAAAUAUAUAGACACUACAAUUAAUGAGAAAACAACAAUAUUCUCCUCUUUAGUUAAAGAGCCAAUUAGUAAACCACUUUAUUUAGAUAAAAGUGAUGAACCUGUACAGAGUAGCAGUACAAUUCAUGAAGAAAGUACCCUUAAACCCAACGUUAAACAGACAACACAAGUUGCUGAAAAACCAAUAUCAAUUGAAAAUAAGAACACUAAAACUCCUGAAAAUCAAAGAAAACUGAAUGGUAAUUACACAAACAUUGCCGAUGGAUACGGUCCUGUAUCACACUCGGUUAAUGAGAAAUCAGCAACGAAAAUGACAACUCCACUACCAAAAACUAAGCCAACAAAUCCAUCGGAAAUACCAUUAACGGCUUCUGAAAUUACGAUCAAUUAUUAUACAACAGAAGGUAGCAGCGUUGAGAGUACUCUUAGUGAAGAAAUUACGUUGACAAAUCAAGACACUGCAGCUACAAGUAUGAAAACAUUAACUUCAGGUAUAGAAACGGAUACAGGUGUCAAUGCGGAAGAGAAUAAUAAAAGUACUAAUUUUUAUACUAGCACAAUACAAUAUAGUACUCAAAAUGACAUGUCUGAUAGCCAUGAAACUGUUUCAACUGACUUUAAAGUUGCUACCACAACAUCACCUACAGUUCACAUCAUUGACAAUCAAUCAGAUCAGAUCAAUUAUUCAGAAAAAAAUGCCUAUCAGACAACAAAAAACGCACCUAGCUUAAACCCAACUACAACAAACUAUUAUCAUACUGUCAUCACAAUGGAAGAAAAAUGGGAUAGUUCGGAAAAUGAUUUAAUUGAAACUACUACAGAAGCUCAGCUUAAACAAACAAAUUAUGAAUUUAAAUUAACAGACACAAAUGACUUAAACAAACAAAACGAUACUACAACAAUACCUACCGGAGGUAUAGUAGAAUUUUUAACACAUAAAGCAACAAAAUCAGAUGAUACUAUUGUUACUAUUUCAACUGAACCCUAUACAAUAUUCAAUUCUAAUGAAGAAACAACACAUAAACCUGUUCAACCACUAAACAAACAGAAACCCACUCAAUUUAUAAAAUAUGAGACGACUACUGAAUUUACGCAAUCAUCAAAUGAUGAUAUCAAACAGCUUUCUGAAUAUCCUAAAGAACAGUUUAAUAUUUUAAAUGAAAGAAUAACUACUGGUAGUUCACUGGCUUCUCAAACAGACGCCGAAGGUGUUGAGAUUACUUCUUCACUAACGACAAUGUCGAAAUCAACAAUAUCAACUCUUGAUAUACAUGAAACAAUACCCAAUUUAGGUCUAUCUACACAAUCUGGAAGCUAUGAAUUCACUUCAUCAAUACCACAAGUUUUCUCGACAACGAACUCUAUAGCCACAAUCAACUAUAAGGCGACUGAUAAAAAUGAUAAUCAAGAGACGACCUCACAAUACAAUGACAACGAAAACGAAUUUCCUCUAACCUCUACGGUUACAUAUGACAAUACUGGAAAAUCAGAACCGGCAGAAUCACAACAUAUGCACAGUUCGGAUAUUAAUAAAGUCACGAAUGGCAAUGAAAAUAAUUUACUUUCAACCACCUAUAGAGGUGUCACUACGUCACAGUAUGACAGCGAAACUGAGGAUUCCAAUUCAGAGUCACAAAGUAUGCAGAGUGCAACCACUGACCAACCCAUUAACAUACAAACAAAUGAAAAUGAAAAUAAAUUACCAUCAACCACAUCUAUCACUACGUCACAUUAUGACAGUGAAACUGAGGAUUCCAAUUCAAAAUCACAAAGUACGCAGAGUGCAACCACUGACCAACUCACUAGCGUACAAAUGAAUGACAACGACAAUAAAUUACCAUCAACCGUCUCUGUCACUACGUCACGUUAUGACGGCGAAACUGAGAAUUCCGUUUCAGAGUCACAAAGUGGGCAAAGUACAAACGUUAACCGAGCCACCAGCAUGUAUGCCAAUGACAAUGAAAAUAAUUUACCAUCAACCACCUCUAUCACUGGGUCACAUUAUGACAGCGAAACUGAGGAUUCCAACUCAGAGUCACAAAUAACACAAAGUACAACUACUACCCAAGCCACUAGCAUACAACCUAAUGACAAUGAAAAUAAAUUACCAUCAACCACUUUUAUCACUACAUCACAUGAUGACAGUGAAACUGAGGAUUCUGAUUCAGAAUCACAAACAACACACAGCAGAACCACUAACCAAGCCACUAGCAUGUAUGCCAAUGACAAUGAAAACAAGUUACCAUCAACCGCCUCUGUCACUACGUCACAUUAUGACAGUGAAACUGAGGAUUUUAUUUCAGAAUCACAAAGUACUCAAAGUACAAUCACUAACCAAGCCACUAGAAUGUAUGCCAAUGACAAUGAAAACAAAUUACCAUCAACCGCCUCUCCUACUACGUCACAUUAUGACACUGAAACGCAGGAUUAUAAUUCGGAAUCACAAAGUACACACAGCGUAACCACUGAUCAAGCCACUAGCAUAUAUGCUAAUGAAAACGAAAACAAAUUACCAUCAAUUGCCUCUAUCGCUACGUCACACUAUGACAGUGAAACUGAGGAUUUCAAUUUAGAAUCACAAACUCCGCAAAGUACAAUCACUAAACAAGCCACUAACACAUAUGCUAAUGACAAUGAAAAUAAAUUACCAUCAACCGCCUCUGUCACUACAUCACAUUAUGACAGUGAAACCGAGGAUUCUGAUUCAGUAUCACAAACAACGCACAGCAGAACCACUAACCAAGCCACUAGCAUGUAUGCCAAUGACAAUGAAAACAAAUUACCAUCAACCGCCUCUCCUACUACGUCACAUUAUGACACUGAAACGCAGGAUUAUAAUUCGGAAUCACAAAGUACACACAGCGUAACCACUGAUCAAGCCACUAGCAUAUAUGCUAAUGAAAACGAAAACAAAUUACCAUCAACUGCCUCUAUCGCUACGUCACAUUAUGAAAGUGAAACUGAGGAUUCCAAUUUAGAAUCACAAACUCCGCAAAGUACAAUCACUAACCAAGCCACUAACACAUAUGCUAAUGACAAUGAAAAUAAUUUAACAUCAACCGCCUCUGUCAAUACGUCACAUUAUGACAGUGAAACUGACGAUUCCAAUUCAGAAUCAAAAAGUACGCAACGUAUAAUCACUAAUCAAGUGACUAGUAUAUAUGCCAAUGACAAUGAAAACAAAUUACCAUCAACCGCCUCUGUCACUACGGUACAUUAUGACACUGAAACGCAAGACUAUAAUUCAGAAUCACAAACUACGCAGAGUUCAAUCACUAACCAAGCCACUAGCAUACAAACUAAUGACAAUGAAAACAAAUUACCAUCAACCGCCUCUGUCACUACGGUACAUUAUGACACUGAAACGCAGGAUUAUAAUUCGAAAUCACAAACUACGCAGAGUACAAUCACUAACCAAGCCACUAGUAUACAAACUAAUGAUAAUGUAAACAAAUUACCAUCAACCGCUUCUGGUACUACGUCACAUUAUAACAGUGAAACUGAGGAUUCUAUUUCAGAAUCAAUAAGUACUCAAAGUACAAUCACUAACCAAGCCACUAGCACUUAUGCUAAUGACAAUGAAAAUAAAUUACCAUCAACCGCCUCUGUCACUACGGUACAUUAUGACACUGAAACGCAGGAUUAUAAUUCGAAAUCACAAACUACGCAGAGUACAAUCACUAACCAAGCCACUAGCAUACAAACUAAUGAUAAUGUAAACAAAUUACCAUCAACCGCUUCUGGUACUACGUCACAUUAUAACAGUGAAACUGAGGAUUCUAUUUCAGAAUCAAUAAGUACUCAAAGUACAAUCACUAACCAAGCCACUAGCACUUAUGCUAAUGACAAUGAAAAUAAAUUACCAUCAACCGCCUCUGUCACUACAUCACAUUAUGACAGUGAAACCGAGGAUUCUGAUUCAGAAUCACAAACAACGCACAGCAGAACCACUAACCAAGCCACUAGAAUGUAUGCCAAUGACAAUGAAAACAAAUUACCAUCAACCGCCUNGGAAACAACAAUAAUAACAAUAAACAGACUUCAACUAUAA
Messenger RNA from Bombyx mandarina (wild silkworm), 16410 nucleotides. RefSeq names its product fibrillin-like protein dumpy. The record is from RefSeq and is a predicted model, not a curated record. Gene Ontology annotation, molecular function: peptidase inhibitor activity; calcium ion binding; zinc ion binding. Gene Ontology annotation, cellular component: nucleus; extracellular region. NCBI's taxonomy places the organism in Eukaryota, Metazoa, Arthropoda, Insecta, Lepidoptera, Bombycidae.